Messenger RNA from Musa acuminata subsp. malaccensis (wild Malaysian banana), 1853 nucleotides. The record is from RefSeq and is a predicted model, not a curated record. NCBI's taxonomy places the organism in Eukaryota, Viridiplantae, Streptophyta, Magnoliopsida, Zingiberales, Musaceae.
GUCAGAAUGAAUAUUUCUCCAAAAGUUCAUGACUGGAAGGAUUGAUGUGAAGCAAAAUGGAGUCUUUUACCCUCAUUUACUACAAUCACUGGAUUGUUGCAUGGUUUAUAAGCAAGAAAUAAAGAGUUGGGUUGCAGUGAGUAGUUCUCUUUCCUUUCCUGCUCAUAAACAGAUACUGUCUCCCUUCCCAACACACACUGAGAAAUCCAAAGUUCCAGAUAGAGACACAGUCCACCCCCACCCCUUCCCUCAUCCCAAUGCUUUUAUCCCACCUACACUUCCUUUUCCUCUCCACUUCCCCUUCUUCUAGUUGUAGAACCCCCCCCACUUCCCCUUCCUCCUUCCCUUCUCCUUCUCUAUAAGACUUGACCUCCGUCUCUUCCGUUGAUCCCCAUCCUCGCUCUCUUUCGUCCUUUCUCCUCCGCCCAUUUUGUUUCCUUCACAAAAAAUGGCGAAACUUUGUGCUUCUCGCUCGCAGGCGGAGGACUCGACCGCCCGCCUCGCCUUCGUCUAUGACUGAGCUCAAAGGUGCCUCCUUUACUCUACUGCUGCUGCUUGUUCGUUCUUAUCGGCGUCGCCUAGCCUUCGGCUCCUCGGGGGACGGAUGAACAGCACCACGGCGGCGGCGGGGAUGGGGAUGGGGGGCCGGGCGCCGUUCACGGCGGCGCAGUGGCAGGAGCUGGAGCACCAGGCAUUGAUCUAUAAGUACCUGAUGGCGGGGGUGCCCGUGCCGCCGGAGCUCGUGAUUCCCAUCCAGAGGAGCUUUGAGGCCUUGGCUGGGCGAUACUACCACCACCCUGCGCUAGCUUACUGUUCCUACUAUGGAAAGAAGCUAGACCCUGAACCAGGGCGGUGCCGCCGAACCGAUGGGAAGAAGUGGCGGUGCUCCAAGGAUGCGCACCCCGACUCCAAGUAUUGCGAGCGCCACAUGCAUCGUGGCCGCAACCGUUCAAGAAAGCCUGUGGAAUCACAAUCCGCCUCCCAAAUGCAGUCAUCCUCAUCUACUGUGACCUCCAUUGCUCCUGCCGGUAGUGGUGGCGGUGGUAAUGGUGGGGGAAGCUUCCAGAGCAUUCCCCAGCUCUCGGUUGCAGGUCAUAGCAAUACACAACAAAGCUUAUGCCUGGGGACCUCCAGCUCCUCUCAGCUGCCAUUGGGCCCUGGUCCUUUUGGCAACAGGUACUUCUGUGGUGUUAAACCUGGGGCGGACGAGCACAAUUUCUUCUCAGAAACUUCUGGAAGUACAAGGCAUCUUGGAAUGGAUUCAAUUGACGGCUCAUGGCGCUUGAUGCCAUCCCAAGUGUCUUCAUUUCCACCAUCAGAAGCUCGAGGUCCUUCUCUUCUGCAGAGUGCUUGCCCUCCACCUCAGUCAGUUCAAGAUCUUGGGCAGGUCUCAUUCAGCUCAAUAUCAAAACAACAGCAGCAGCAUUCCUUUGUCGGGAGCAAGUUUGAUUCACCACAGCCCGCGAAGCAUGAAAGCCAAUUCCUCCGGCCUUUCUUUGACGAGUGGCCUAAGACGAGAGACUCUUGGUCUGAUCUAGAAGAAGAUCGAUCCAACCGAGCAUCAUAUUCCACAACCCAGCUCUCGAUUUCCUUUCCCAUGGCCUCCUCGGACUUCUCUACCUCCUCUUCCAGGUCACCCAAACAUGAUUGAAAGAAAAGCACUUCGAUCGUUGGGUGCCGACUCCAAAUGGCAUUCAAUGUUCUUGCUUCUUAGUGCAUUUUUAGGAGAUUGUCUCAAGUUUGCCAUCAUCUCUCUUGAUGUGGUAGAACCUUUUCAAUUCCCUGAUGUUGCUGAUUUCUUGUAUUGAAACUGUAUGUGGAAGAUGUAUGCAAAAGUUGUCAUUUUGGUCAUC